AUGUCGGCAAUGGGGUUAAGGAGUCGACCGUCAAUUGUGCAUGCUAAGCCAUCACAAUCACGAAAUUUUCCAUUUGUACAAAGAAGUGGAGAUGGUAUUGUCAUGCCAGCUUGUUAUAGUGGGCAAUUUCAGCAAACUACGCCAGCAGCAACAACGAGUGGUUCAAUUGGAGGAAAUGCGGCGAUGAGUGGAUAUAAUUAUUAUUCGAUGACAGCUUAUUAUACAACAUCAGUUACACAGACUACGCCAGCAGCAACAACGAGUGGUUCAAUUGGAGGAAAUGCGGCGAUGAGUGGAUAUAAUUAUUAUUCGAUGCCAGCUUAUUAUACAACAUCAGUUACACAGACUACGCCAGCAGCAACAGCGAGUGAUUCAAUUGGAGGAAAUGCGGCGAUGAGUGGAUAUAAUUAUUAUUCGAUGCCAGCUUAUUAUACAACAUCAGUUACACAGACUACGCCAGCAGCAACAACGAGUGGUUCAAUUGGAGGAAAUGCGGCGAUGAGUGGAUAUAAUUAUUAUUCGAUGCCAAUUUAUUAUGUAGCAUCAGUUGCACAGGUAACUACUACGACGCUAUAUAAUCAAGCAGGAACGAUAUACGGUGCAAGUGGAAUCAUUGGACAACCAAGUGGAUACGGUAUUCCGAUGUCUGGUUAUUAUCAAAUGCCGCAGAAUCCGUCCACUGUAAAUAGACAAUAUGGCUCUGGUAUGUUUUAUGGUCAACAACCAGUUGUUUAUCCAUCUGUUGCACAAGCAACUGCAUAUUCUUCAUUCCCACGAACUCAUGAACAGAUGUCAAUCUGGUCUGUUUGGAAUGAAUGGUACAGUCAGUCAAGAAGUUAUGUUUUACACAACAAUGAUGAAUAUCCACCUCAUCAAACAUAA
Messenger RNA from Brugia malayi, 882 nucleotides. RefSeq lists its product as uncharacterized. NCBI's taxonomy places the organism in Eukaryota, Metazoa, Nematoda, Chromadorea, Rhabditida, Onchocercidae. Bases 1 to 882 code for a protein of 293 amino acids. The record is from RefSeq and is a predicted model, not a curated record. The transcript is spliced from 9 exons.